CUGAUUGUCUUCUUCCAUUUUAUCUUUACAACAUGGGCUUGUAUGGCUCAACCAUUCCUACCAAUAUCAUAUGUUUAUAUGAACUUAUUUGUUCUGUCUUUGGGUGUAUGGUCUAUUGUACAUCAUGAAUCCUCCGAGGCAGCGUUGAUGUUCCUGCUGUGCCAUGUAUUUUCUAUACUUCAAGACAUUAUUCUUCUAGGGAUUUAUGAGCCUAGAGGUUAUACAUAUUUUGAGAGCAAUCCAAAAAAGCAAGGCAGUUCCAGGAAUGAAUAUAGAUUUUCUCUAGGAAUGGCGAUAGUAAAUCUGAUAGUGAAGCCUAUAACAGCAUUCCUGUUGUACAGAAUAUAUCGUGAUCGAGGAGGUUCAUACUCCGACUUUAACAUUCCGGGUGUUGGCAAUCUUCCAGGAUUUGGCGGCAGUCCCCAGCAUAGCGCAUAUGAGAAUAUUGAUACACCAGCUCCCACUAACUCUGGAGGAAUGGAUGAUCACCAGCCAUACGAGACCGGCCAACAGCCUUAUUCAGGCUCAGAGAAACAUUAGUCAUCACCGUUGCCAUAGAAACAUUAAUACAUUUCAGUUCCCAUUUGUACAUGUUCAUUACCUCUUAAAUGAUUUUUGUUUGACUGCAAUGAAUUGUACACAUUGUCCUUUUUCAAUGGUUUGUAAUCUUAUGUAACCAGAAUUAACAAAAGAAUGGAGGAGAAGAUUGUCCCAGAUGACAAGUAAGAGAGGUUGUAUCAUAAAUUAUUUUUUGUUCUCAUAUAUAAAUUUUUAGUUUUUUUUUUUUAAUUAAAUACAGAGGGUUGUCUCUGAGAGCUAAAUUUUAUCUUAGAAUACAAAGAAGUAUUUUUUCUGUUUCAGAUAUGAAUCCAUUUUAAAAUAUGCAGUCAUGUUUUUUUUUUUUUUUAUUUUCCAUGUUUUGAGAAAUUGAUUAAAAUAAGAAUACAGAAAUAGAUUAAAGUUUUAGUUAUAAAGUACUAUAGUUUAUUUGAUUAUAUACUGAUUGACUGCUGACGUGGGUAUAAAGGUUGAUAUAUUGUGACGGUAAAAUUAACUACUAACAUAUAUAUGGGGAUGAAGAUUUUCUAGUGUAGUUUGCUGUAACUAACAAUGAUUAGCUUUUGUCAUUAGUAUAGAGGCAGACUGACAUACACUUCUGUCUAACUAGGCUCUAUACCUGUUGGUUGACCAACUUCACAUUUUCUUGAUAUCCCAAAAAAAAUUGAUAAUGUACAACUCAAAAAAAGGAAACUGGACAAUUUAUUUAAGAAAUUCAGGAGGUUAUGGAUUAAUGUUUAAAUAAUAAAUGAAAAAGUCGUACUUUAUAAGAUGUUUUUGAAGAAGUUUGAAAUUAAACUGUUCUCAUGUGUAAACCUUGCGGAGUUGAACAAUGCUGGCAAAAUUCUAGUUCAGUAUUGUAAGAUUGUAAUUUGUUUAGACAGCAGUAAAGGUAGUGGUAUAGUUUAUACAUAUAUUAUCAGAUUGUUGUUAUUUAUAGAAUUGCUUCUAAUGCAUUCCAACAUCACAAGUUUUUAGCUCGACUUUUCUAUGAAAAGGGGAGCUAUCCUACUCGCCCCGGCGUCGGCGUUGGCGUCACACCUUGGUUAAGUUUUUCGUACCACCCCACUUUAUUUCAGAAGUAUUACAAGUAUGGCUUUGAAACUUACCAUACUUGUUCACCAUCAUAACUCCAUCUACAGACAAGAGUACAUAACUCUGUCAAGGUUUUUGACAGAAUUAUGGCCCUUUUUUGACUUAGAAAGUGUAUUGAGCUUGGUUAAGUUUUUUGUACACCUCACUUUAUUUCAAAACCAUUGGAGGUAUUGCUUUGAAACUGACCAUACUUGUUUACCAUCACGACCUUCAUCAACAGACAAGAGGACAUAACUCUGUCAAGGUUUUUGACAGAAUUAUGCCCUUUUUGACUUAGAAAAUACAUUGAAUAUGGGUAAAAUCCACUUAUUGCCUUAACCCUUUGAGAUAUUGCUUUGAAACUUUUAAUGCUAUUUCACAUCAUUACCCCCAUCUGUACGCAAGAGAAGGUAACUCUGUCAAGGAUUUGUUUUAAAAAUUAAGGCCUUUUAUCGACUUAGAAUCUUGGUUAAGUUUUUAGUACCAGUCCACUUUUUGACUGAACUGUUUGAGAUAUUAAUUUGAAAGUUGGAAUACUUGUUUACAAUCAUGAUUCCCAAACAUGUCCAGGAGAAGGUAAUUCUGUCAAAGAUUUUAUUUGGAUUAUGGCCCUUAACUGUCAAUGUUUUGUAUUAUAGGCAAGCACUAAAAAACUUAAAAAAUCUAAAAAAAUUCAUUCCUAUCCACUUGUUCACUUUACCAUAAAUUAUGUCAUAAUAAAAUAAUUCUUCACUAAAUAUCUUAAUGCUCAUGGCCAUUGUUCACUUUAAAAAUACAGAGAUUCUUGUAUUGCCUUUUACUGCAAAAACUUUUUUUAUUGGCAAGCAAUAAAAAAGUCGAGCGCGCUGUCUUACGGACAGCUCUUGUUUUUAUAACUUACCUGUCACAUUAUUUAUAGAAGUAUAUUUGUUUAUCUUAAUCAUUCCAUGGUGUUUGCACAUAUUAUAAAUCUGUAUUAUUGUUUUUGUCUGUAUAUUGUACAUGGGUUUAGUUUUGAACAAUCAUUUUAUUAUAGACAAUGUUUACCAAAAGUUAUAUACAACACAGAUUUUAAGUGUGAAGUUGAUGACACAUAGAAUACUUAACAGUUACUCUAAUCUUACAAAGAAUUCCCCCACCCCCAAAAUAAACUCCAUCAAAAAAUGAAUAUAUCAGUUGACCUUUUCACAUAUAGUUAAAAACAGUUUAUAUUUAACGUAAACUUCUUUGAAGACAUUUGAAGUGUCAGUUAUCAAAAACGUACAUUUUGAAUAUGAUCAAAAUUUGUAGACAGAUGGCCAAUUCUGUAGGUGGAGAAGACCUACAUGGUCUGUAUCAGUCUUUGAAAUGAUCUCUAUAUAUGAGCCGUGAUACGACAAAACCAAAUUGUGCGUUUGCAGCCAGCAUGGAUCCAGACCAGCCUGCGCAUCCGUGCAGUCUGAUCAGGAUCCAUGCUGUUCACUAUCAGUUUCUCUACUUGUAAUAGGGUUGGUAAGCGAACAGCAUGGAUCCUGAUCAGACUGCGCGGAUGCGCAGGCUGGUCUGGAUCUAUGCUGGUUGCAAACCCAUUAUUUUGGUUUUGUCAUGACGCGGCUCAUAUGCUGAUAGGCAACAUACAUGUCUAUGCUUGUGUACUGCACUUCAAUGAAUUUCUUCUCAUUUUCCUUGAACCAUAAAAAUAUUCUCGCCUUUAUUAUAUCAUUUUUGGAAAAUUGGUUGCCGCAAUAAGAAGCAUCUCUUAAGAGACAAGUAAAUCUAAAAAUGUACUUUAUGAUCGUAUGCAUAAUGGUGAGAGAUGAUUCACAUUUCAUUUUGACAAUCAUUCUACAUCAUUUAUGGAAAUCAAAAUGAAAAUAGAUAUACCGUUAGAUAUAAUUCAGAAAUGAUAUUUACAGUGUUUUGGUUUACAUGAAGGUUUGUGAAAAAAUAAUUGUUUGAUAUACUGACAGUUUGGAGUAUCAUAAAAUCUACAUAAUCUCUACAGUCCUUUAUUAUACGCCCGUUUGAAAAACGGGACGUAUUAUGGGAACGCCCCUGGCGGGCGGGCGGGCGGCGUCCAAUUUUGUCCGGAGCAUAUCUCCUACAUGUAUGGAGGGAUUUUAAUGAAACUUCAUAGAAAUGUUCACCACUAUGAGGAGCAGUGUCGCGCACAUGAACCAGGUCUCUAGGUCAAAGGUCAAGGUCACACUUAGAGCUCAUUGAAAAAUGCUUGUCCGGAGCAAAACUUCCACAUGUAUAGAGGGAUUUCAAUAUUACUUGGCACAAAUGUUCACCAUUGUGAGGCGGAGUGUCGCGCGCAAGAUUCAGGUCCUUGCGGCCAAGGUCAAGGUCACACAUAGAGGUCAAAGUUUAGAUAAAAAUAUGAAGAUGUGUAUAGGGACGAUUUAAUCAUCAUUUAUUGAGGGAUUGUAACACAAAUGGUCAUUAUCAUGACUACGGCUGUGACACAUGUACUUUAGGUCAAUAUAUGCAAGGUCAAGGUCACUAAAGAUGGUGAAAUAUCCAGUUUUUGUCUGGAGCAUAUCUCCUACAUGUAUGGAAGAAUUUUUAAAAUACUUUAUGGAAAUGUUCACCACCAUAAUAUGUAUUGCUCCAUGCAUGAUCCAGGUCUCCAGGUCAAAGGUCAAAGUUCAAGGUCAAAGUUCAGAUAAAAAUAUGAAGAUGUGUAUUGGGACCAUUUAGUCAUCAUUUAUUGAUGGAUUGUGGCACAAAUGGUAACUGUCAUGACUACAGGUGUGACAUAUUUAAUUUAGGUUAAUAUUUGCAUUGUCAAGGUCACUGGAGAUGAUUAAAUAUCUAGAUGUUGUCCGGAGCAUAUUUUCUACAUGCAUGGAGGAAUUUUAAUGUUACUUUAUAGAGUUGUUCACCACCAUGAGACGUAGUGCCCUGCACAUGAACCAAGUCUCUAGGUCAAAGGUGAAGGUCACAGUUAGAGCUCAUAGAAAAACGCUUGUCUGGAGCAAAACUUCUACAUGCAUAGAGGGAUUUCAAUAUAAUUUGGCACAAAUGUUCAUCAUUGUGAGGCUAAGUGCCGUGCAUAAAAUUCAGGUCCCUGCGACCAAGGUCAAGGUCACACAUCCUGUGCAUAUCUUCCCUACUGAUUUGUUUUAAGGUUCACCUAACAACCCAGUGCCAAGAAUAAAAACUUGCUAGAUAACACUUAUCCAUAAUGCCCCCAUCUCCAUCUAAAGCUUCCUUAAAACGGGCGUAUUUUGUGACUAUGGCACCCUUGUAUAACUUGUUCUGAUCUAUAACUGAAAAUAAUCAUAUAGUUAUAAUUGUUUUACUGGUAAAAGAGGAGUUCAAUAUAUGUAUGUUAAAUGUUAGUUUUUAUGUAUUAAAUUUUAUUAGAAGUUUACAUUAUUCAAUUUAUUCACUGUGUGUAUUACUGAAUUUUCAUUUUAGUUCUGGAUUAGAAAAAUACCCUUGUUGAUAUUGUUCAUGUUUGUCAAUUUAAGAAGGUUUCUUUAUUGUUUUUUUUUCCAUAGUACAUGUAAUGUGUGACUUUUCUGACUACAUGAAUUUUCAAAAUCUUUGAACGUGGGAAAUAUUUGGAAAGAAUUUUGAAACAUAUUUCAUGAUAUACAAGACAGAUUGUGGUAAUAAAUAUAAUCUUAUUAAACAAGCAAUUUUGUUGUAAUUGGAAUUGGCUUUACAAAAAUUAUAUAUACAUGUAUAUUGAUAUUGUCUAUAUGUAUGUACUUCACUUAAUUUAAAGUGAUAAUUUAUAGUGAUACUCUAAUGAUAUUUCUUCUAUUAUAUAUACUCUUGUACUAUAAAAAAUGGGUAAAGAGUUUUACUAUAGACUUCAAAUUAGUUUGUGAUAACUUGCAGUACUUAUUGUUAACAUAAUGGUGAUUUUGGAAAAUAUAGUACAAUGUAUUAUUAUGUGUUAAGGUAACAAGUAUAGUAGUUUAGUUUGUUAAAGCAUUAUUUAUUAAUAUAUUACCUGAUGGUGAAGGGGUUAUAUAUAUGUAUUAAUAAUUAAUUUAUAUUGUAUUUUACCACAUGAGCUUUCUUGUCUAUAUGUGUUUCUGGAACUUUAAUCUAUACUGUGUUUUAUAUAUGAUAAUGCCUUCACAAGUGAUGUUAAUUGGUUUGUUGUAUGUCUAAAUGUAUUGAAAAAGCAUAAUAAUGAAGAAAUUGAUUAGAUUUUUGAAAAAGUAAAAGAUAAUAUUACAUAAAUAAGGGAACAGAGUUUUUUUUAUCUCACAAGUGCUGUACAAUAAACAUGUUCAUUCUGAUGCACAUCAUAAUUUGUAUUUAUGAGAACAGUGCUGAUAUAUAAACCAAAGAUGUCAAGAUCCCUUAUAGCUUCUCUCAACUAUAUUUCAUACCCAAAAUUUGCUGAAAUUAAAGAUGUUCUCAAAUAGAAUUCUUGUCUCAUUAAUGUACAAUAUUAUAGGAUUAAUGUAAGUUAAUAUUUCAGUUUGUUCAUAGUUAUUAUCAUAGCUCAUUAAUGAUUGUUUUUUAGACCUAUUAAAGUUGGAACCAUUAAUAAUAACAAUCAAUAUUAUAAAGAAUUAUUAUACAAGUCUAGGAAAGUAUUAUAAUGCGAGCCUUAAGAGAAUUAUGUAAAAUUUCUAACACAAGUGUCGUGGUAGUUUAUAUGAAAUCUCAAUGAAUAUUAGAAUCUUUUUAUUGUUGCAUUAUAUUAUAAAACCAGAAAAAGUUAUAUUUAUUUUUAAGAUUAUUGAAAGUUGUAACGUAUGUUACAGGUAAAAAUCAGCAUAGUCAUUUAGUAAAACCUUUCAGCAUAAUUUCUCUGUAUUAAAAAAAGAAUCAUGUUCUUCUAUAAAAAAGAUAACAUUUGUACAGCUUAUUUGAAAGCAGUCUUAUACUAACUGCCAGUACAGACAUAUAUCAAGCUAUAGGGUAGCUGUUUUAAGCUGUAACAGGCUCUGCUAACUUGCUGAUAAAAAAUAGUUACCCUCAAGGUGGAUAUUAAGGUCUGUACCAGUAACUAGUUUUGAUUCCUUUACUUGCAUAUCACAUACUCUAGUUUGAAAAAAAAUGCAAUAUUGUCUUACAGUAAGAUAACAUUUUCAAGGACCAAUGCAAACUGUAUAAAGCUUUUAUCUUUUCUCAUAUUCACAUGAAACAGUGUUUAUUUGGCAGUAGAAUUUUUGUAUAUAUUGUACUUCACUUUAUCUUAAGUAAAUAUUCAAGUCAUGACUAUUAUACAGUAUUCUUAAUUCCUUAAAACUCUUUACAUUUAUUCUUUUGUAUUUUCCAUUUUGUUUUGUUUUUAAUAAUACAUGUGUACUUUAGGGCCCACUACUUUACAUCAUUUAGCUUACUAUAUAUUAUCCAGAAACAAGCUUAAAUACUCCUGCUUCUUUCAUAUUUAUUUUACUACAGUACCACAUAUGCAAUACAUUUGUAGGUCUUCAGGCUACGCAUUAUUUUGAUUACAUAGAACUGUAUUUUUUUGUGUGAACACUUUGUGCCUGUUUUUAAAUAUUGAAAUAAUAGGAAGCGUUAUUAAUUUGUAUGUUCAGUCUAAAAUUACUAUACAAUAAUAGGGGAAACUUUUAAUCCUGUAGUGUGUCUGAAUGGAAUAAGAAUUUCUUACAUCAUUCUUGUAAAUCGCAAAUAGAAAAAAAAAACAGAAGAUGAUGAAACACAAAUAUGUUAAAGUUUUCAGAUUAUUGAAGUACUUUCAAUUUGAUUCCAUGUUUAUACAUUCUACAUUAACACCAAUUAAUCUGUGCAAUAUGUGUACUGUGAUAAUUAGCUAGAAAUAAAACAGUAUGCAGUUUCUACAA
Ruditapes philippinarum (Manila clam) is the source of this 7379-nucleotide messenger RNA. RefSeq names its product type-1 angiotensin II receptor-associated protein-like. NCBI's taxonomy places the organism in Eukaryota, Metazoa, Mollusca, Bivalvia, Venerida, Veneridae. The record is from RefSeq and is a predicted model, not a curated record. Gene Ontology annotation, biological process: angiotensin-activated signaling pathway. Gene Ontology annotation, cellular component: plasma membrane.